AUGUUCAGGAGAGAUACCGAAGAGAACAGCACCGAUAGAUGGGAACAUUGCACCCGCCUCAUACGCCAGCGGAUGCGUGACAUCUUCUGGGUCGGGGUGAUUUACCUCGCUAGCGAAUUGCUCAUAUGGAGUCUCUUCCUGGGUCUGUACGAAUAUCGACUUGACUACCUGUCGCCCAUCAUUGGUAUGGUGGUGGUGUUGUGUUUCAUGUUCGCGAUUUCAUGUCUUUGUCCCAGGUCAGAGAGCUUCUACCACCGCCACAUCAAGUGCAAGGUCGACUUCAUCAAUAGCAACUUGGGCAUUGGCUUUCCAGUGCCCAUCGUCACGAUUACUCAGGAUAGACUGCUUGGCGGUAAGGGUAUCGGAAGAGUAAUUGGCAACUUUGUGAACACCAACGUCGUCUUUUGGACAUUGAUUUUCCUGCUCUCUUGGGGCAUCCUGGCCGGGAUCCUCAGGAUCCCAGCUCUUUCCCUACGCGGAUCUGAAAAGAACAGCGACGUUGACACCGAAGUCGACCAUCCAGGACACUCCGGCGGGCAAGACACACUCACACCGCGCAUCGAGAUGCCCCCUCCAACCCUCAGCCGCAGGCCAUCAGAGUCAACGACCCUGAACGGAACCACGAUCAACGGAUACCAUACCGAUAAGGAAGCGGGACUGGGUCCAGAUUCGAGGACCGUCUCGGCCUACUUCACCGACAGUGACUGCCCAACCCCUGUACCACCUCCGAGCCCACUGGGUAACUAUCAAAACCGAGCAUCGCUUUCAAGCUCGCAACAGCCACAAGUCUCGAGCGGAGAGGGUACCCAAAGGUUCACUUGGUUCAAGGAGUGCUACCCAAUUAUCCUAUCAAUUUUGCUCCUACUCACCGUAGGCAUCCCUGUCUCGUAUUCCCUAGGCGAUGACCGCAUCCUCGAUGGGUGCAUGCUGUGGUUCACCUGGAUCAGCAGCACCAGACUGCAACGCAAUUUUGGACGCAGCGACAUCCUCUCUAACGUACAAGGGCUCAAGACGACAAUCACGACACUCCUCAACCCAGUCCUCCUGAUGACCCUCGGCAUGAUAGCCUACACGCGCGCCAAGGCCGCCGCUACGGACACGCCCAUCAAGCAAACGUUGGCCCAGUUCGCGUGCAGUAAUACUCUUUCUCGCAUCUGGACUUCAAAGGUAUCGAAAUCUUAUAUCCGGAGCGACUGGUUCGGCGCCGGCGAUGCGGCCAUCUCUAUCCUUGAGGUCGGCAUCGUUGUUUGGGGAUUCAAGCUCUAUGAGUGUCGGAAGCAAAUUUGGUCUCGCGCCGGCGCAGCCGUGGUUGUUCUCUCGGCUGCCUUUGCGGCACUCAACGUCUUUGUGUCGGUCCUGCUCGGUAGAGCAGUUGGUCUCGGGCCUCGCGAGGCGCUCUCCUUUGCAGCGCGCUGCACAACGCUGGCGCUGGCGCGACCUGCGAUAGAGGCGGUCUACGGUAACGAGGUCGUUACCGCGGCACUGGUGGUGAGCAACGGCAUAUUCGGGCAGCUAAUGUACCCGUUCAUGUUGAGGAAGCUGGGAUUUGGCUCGACUAAGGAGUUGCACGUUGACGUUGAUGUAGACGAAGAAGAAGAGAGGCAGAGAGACGAUGCGCUUACCAUUGGAGUAGGAACGGCGAUUGGUAUCAACGGCGCGGCCAUGGGCGUCUCGUAUCUCUAUGAGAGGAAGAGCCGGGCCGCGCCUUAUGCUGCCCUCUCGAUGACCGUUUUUGGUAUCUUUACAGUCGUCUUCAGCGCGGUCGAACCGUUUACGACUACCUUGAUGAAGCUGGCUGGCAUAGGACCGGACAGGCUCCCGUAUGGCGAGGUAUCUUGA
Colletotrichum acutatum is the source of this 1839-nucleotide messenger RNA. RefSeq lists its product as uncharacterized. The transcript has 3 exons. Lineage: Eukaryota; Fungi; Ascomycota; Sordariomycetes; Glomerellales; Glomerellaceae. The record is from RefSeq and is a predicted model, not a curated record. The coding region runs from base 1 to 1839 and encodes 612 amino acids.